UAUGCUGCUGUUAGUUUUUUCCCCAGAAAGUUUUUCCUUUUCCUCUUCCGCAAUCUGAUCCCGCGAAAGAAAUUCGUACUCUCCCCCUCACCGAAUUCUCUUUCCUUUCUGCUUCUUUGUUCACCGGAAAAUUCGUCGGAAUCUUCGAGCUGUUGUUGGGUUUUUUUUUAUAUAUAUAUAUGAAGAGAUAUCGGAGUUGCAACAGAAGCGAAGCGAUUUAUGAUGCUUUGUGGUUCCUUGCGGGAUCGAAUACAGCCCUGGCUUCGCGAUUAUGUUAGGCUCCAAUCCCUCGCCGUGAUCCUUAUUUACGCUCAGAUUGGAUGUGCGUUGAUUGGAUCGCUAGGGGCAUUGUACAAUGGAGUUUUGCUGAUAAACUUGGCGAUCGCAUUGUUUGCUCUGGUCGCGAUCGAGAGCAACAGCCAGAGUCUUGGCCGGACCUACGCUGUUCUCCUUUUCUGCUCAAUUCUUGUCGAUAUUUCGUGGUUCAUACUCUUCACUCAAGAGAUUUGGACAAUGUCACCUGAGAUGUACCGGACAUUUUUCAUCUUUUCUGUGAAACUCACCUUGGCAAUGGAAAUUAUUGGGUUUUCUGUGAGGUUGUCGUCCUCGCUCUUAUGGCUUCAGAUUUAUAGGCUGGGAGCUUCUUUUUUGGACACCUCGAUUCCCCGUGAAGCAGAUUCAGAUUUAAGGAUUAGCUUCUUGAGCCCUGCAACUCCGGCCAUAGUUAGACAAUGUUCAGGUUCAGAAGAAAUUUUGGGAGGAUCCAUUUAUGACCCGGCCUACUAUACUUCUUUAUCUGAAGAUGGUCAAAGCAACAGGGGAUCACCCAGGGCAUCACAGUCAAUUCGUUGUUCAAAUGGGAACAACGGAUCCCGUUCCGCUACAGAGGCCUCUCAGAUUAAGACCUCAGCAUCCAGAUCCUUGCAGGCAGUUGACGAGAAGAAAGCUGUGAGGAAAUCGGGGAUGGCUGCACAGUGAAAAUCAAGAUCUUCCCACCCAACAAAGCGGAAAAUGCAGGAUCUUGUUGGUCUCUUGGGGGGGGGGGAGUACAAAAUGUGAUACAGGGAGAAGCCUUAUGUGUAUAAUGAUAUCCAAGGCUAGAAAGAGUACAGACGCUUUCAGAUGUCAGAUUCCGGGGAUGGAAAAACAAAAACGAGGUAAAGAGGGCUUUUUUCCACUUUUUGAUCUCUGCAUCAUAUCAUAGCUUUAUUGGUACAUUAUAAAAUUUAUCAGACUUAGGAUUGCUCUUAUUAAUAUAAUACGAUGCUGUCUAGUUCAUCAAACUUUUACCAGGGUCGGUCCAAUAUGUAUGUGUGUGUGUGUGUAUAUAUAUAUAUAUAUAUAUAUAUAUAUAUAUGUGUAUAUAUAUAUUAUUGCUAUUUAUUUUUUAAAAUGGAAGAAAUGAGAGAAAAACGAGUUUGGGAGGAGAGAACAAAAGUAAGACGAAGAGGCUAAGGUCAUGUGUCAUUUGACUUAUAUGUAAUUGAUUAAACAAGUGUUCACUCCAUUCGGCGACCUCCGUCGUCUCCACGCGUAACCGCGUUAAGAGCAUUUGUUUUAGUAAUAUAUGUCUAUAUAUACACACACAUAUAUAUAUAUAUGUAUUAUGCGAACCGUAACGUGUGGAGUAUCAUUUGAAUUUAUAGGCCUUCACAUUAGCGUCAACGGUUUAAACACACACAGAUUUUGAUUGCUUUGCUUCUGCUCUUCUCUAUGCCUUGAAGAUGUAUAGUAAGAUGCAUAUGAUUUCUUAUAAAAUAAAAAGAUGAAUAUAACUAUAGUUUAUGAAUAAAACGGUUGUUACUGAAAAAUAUCAAAGUUGAUGACUUUAUAGAAAUCAGAAAUUACGACCACUAUUAAAAUUUAAAGAGAUUUGGACUUUGUUCGUAAAGAAGCCUCACCAUCAACUCAAACGUCACGUAUAGAGUUCUUUAUGUGUUAGUUACCUCACAUGUAUUACCAAGUCAAUUCUCUUCUUUGUUAUAAAACCAACCAUCGUCCAAAUAAAAAGCUCGUCCUCUCAUAUACUUAUGAAAAUGUGUCGUCAAGUGGUGUGGUUGAUGGCUUUGGUCCUCGUCGUCUUGCUCUCCAGAUCGAACGCAUCUCUGGUCCGACCCUACGAGCCAAGUGAGUUUCUUUGAUCCGCUGUCUUGAAUUAUUCAAUAAUCUAAAUGUUCGUUAAUUUGUCGGUGGAGGAAAUAGCAGAAUUAAGAGGAAUCAAGAUCGGAGUGGGCGGCAGCAAUUCGAAGCGCGCUCUUCAAAGAAAAGUACCGCCUGGAGGAGGAAACUAAACUCCACAGUCACCCACGACUCUUGCAAUUACACUUUAACACAUGUGUAUGUAUAUAUGUAAUAUAUAAUCCAUAUUCAUUUCGAUGUGUUCUCACCCUUUUCUGUGUAUGUUUCGUUGAAACAUGUAUAUAUAUAUAUAUAUAUAUAUAUGUGUGCGUAUUGAAUUUCGGGAGGUUUAA
Molecule: messenger RNA, 2471 nt
Organism: Tarenaya hassleriana
Lineage: Eukaryota; Viridiplantae; Streptophyta; Magnoliopsida; Brassicales; Cleomaceae
Exons: 5
Coding region: 220-978 (252 amino acids)
Source: RefSeq, a predicted model, not a curated record